AUGGCGAAAAUUCAGGAUCUAAAGAUUGAGGAACUCAAGCAGGAGUUGGAGAAACGAAAUUUAGCAACCUCCGGAAGAAACGUGGAAUUACUAUCACGGCUGCGAGAGGCUAUGGAAAAGGAAGGUAUCGACGUUGAUAAAUACGACUUCCAUCGUGAGGACUACGCGACAUCAACGAAGGACGAACAGAAGGAUGAAAUGUCAUCACCGCUGGAAGCCGAGAAAAUGUACAUGUCAUCGCAGCUAGAUGAAAAGAUUACUCAGCUAGAGCAGAAUUUAUUCAAAGAUAAUGCGGAACUCAGAGAGAGACAGGAUAAAAUCGAGGAGCGGCAAGACAAAAUCGAAGAGCUAAUUAAGGAGAAAGUUGAGGCUAAGGUAGAAGAAUUGGAAGGUCGUCUCCGAGAUAUGCAGUUGAAUCGUCCACCUUCUUCGACCAGCGCCAACAAGAACAAUGACGACUAUAGUAAAAGACAGGACUCCAAGAUUUCCCAUCAGCCGACUGUAGUAAAACGCCAGCAAGACCAACGCUGCUAG
Rhagoletis zephyria (snowberry fruit fly) is the source of this 534-nucleotide messenger RNA. RefSeq names its product SAFB-like transcription modulator. The record is from RefSeq and is a predicted model, not a curated record. NCBI's taxonomy places the organism in Eukaryota, Metazoa, Arthropoda, Insecta, Diptera, Tephritidae.